Molecule: messenger RNA, 2318 nt
Organism: Drosophila obscura
Lineage: Eukaryota; Metazoa; Arthropoda; Insecta; Diptera; Drosophilidae
Gene: Dtwd2
Product: tRNA-uridine aminocarboxypropyltransferase 2
Exons: 2
Coding region: 153-920 (255 amino acids)
Source: RefSeq, a predicted model, not a curated record
CGCAUAAUCAGAAAACCUAUUCGCGCUGCGCAGCUGUUCCAAAGACAGGGCUGUUAUUGUGGACAUGUGGCUGCAGAGCGUUGCCACCUGGCCAUCGAUGGUUUUGCCGAUUCGAUUCCAAAUUAAUUUAAUUUUAAUCUUUAAUUUAAUCAAUGACAACAAUGGAGGAUGAAGCCUGGCGGGAUCUCAUUGGCAUAAGUGCAGACCCGCCCGACGGACGCGACAAGUGCGAACAGUGCAAGCGACCCGCUGUUGUCUGCUGGUGCUCCGCCUUACCGCAGCCACCGCUGUUGGUGGCUUCGCAAAUUGUGAUACUACAGCACCCUGCCGAAGAGAAGCGUUCCCUUCGCACUGCCCUGAUGCUCCAGCUGGGCCUGGAGCCGGGAAAAUGCGUUGUCUACAAGGGCAAACGAUUUCCCAAUAACAAAAACUAUGCGGAACUGCAGCAAAUCUUCGAUUCGCCGCAGACGCUGGUUCUGUAUCCUAGUAAAGAUUCUGUGCCUUUGGAGGAGAUCGAUCGCAGUGCCGGUCCAUACACUCUGGUGCUCAUCGAUGGAACCUGGCCGCAGGCAAAGGCCAUCUACGCCAGCAGUCCCGCCCUUCAUCGCCUGCGUCAGGUGAAACUCAUAUCUGUGGGCAUCAGCGACUAUAUCAUUCGCACCCAGCCCACGGAAGGUUGUCUGAGCACUCUGGAGACGGCAGCCCAAUGUCUGGCCGUGCUGGAAUCCCAGCCAGAGCUGCGAAAGAUACUGGUGCGCCCGUUGCACGCCCUGUGCAAAUACCAGCUUGACAAUGGCGCCGUCGAGCAUCAGUCGAAGGAGUUCCUGAUGAAGACAAAUCAAUAUCCCAAGCCCAUUGGCAAGAGAUUGAGUCGCCUGCUUAAUCAAACCGUGUGCGGACCCGCGGAAGAGGAAACGUGAUAGAGAGAAGGACACUAAACAGUGUAGUUUAUGCUUUUUACAUAGUUUUAUAGCGAACUCUGUGCACGGCCAUAGCAAUAUUUAGCCAUUUAAUACAAAUAAUUUGUAAUUUUGUACCCAAAAUUUGAGUAGUUUACACAACUGGAAUGUUCCUGGCAUCUGUGAGGGAGCGCAGGACAACGCACUUGAUAAUGGCAAAGCCUCUCUCACAGGCAUUCGCUUCUUCCUCUACGGGAAUUCAAGUUUUUGAAUGUAUUUGGAACAGUAUAUUCUGCGUGGGAUUACUUACUGCCCUCUUUCUCGCAGGCUUCGAUGGAAUCGCCAGUGGCUGGCCAAACAUAUUUGCGCACAAGAUCCGCAUUUAGUUUGUAGUUAUCCAUUAAGCCGGAUUUUUCAAAGAAGCAAUGGAAAUAGCACUAGAAAUAUGGCAGCCAAUAGAAUCUGGUAUCAGAAGGUGCUCUUUGAUUACCCCUUACCAUGCUCGUUUUAUCCUUAUCAUCCGGCAGAGCUCCUGUGGUAUUGAACUGCAGGACACUCGCUGAAAGAGUCGAUAGUUUAAUACCCUAAAUAGUGAUCCUUUCCUCCCCUGACUCACACAUUGGUGUGAUAAAACUUGCAUUGCAGUUCCGCGUAACUUCAUCGAAAUCCACAUAACCAGCUGCCCUGGGUGCUGGUGUCGUCGUGGAUAUAUCAUCUACAUCGCCAUCGAAGCUGUCAUAGUUAAUAAUGAAUAUAUCGCCAGUAUCCUUGGCAUGAUCCUGCAGCGCCUUUAUAGUGCACAAACCGAGGCUCAGCAGAGCAACGACCGCCAACGUUUUGAACAGUAUGGAAAGCAUUUCGCACUUAAAUGAUUUCUGGUUUGGUUUUUGGCUUGGGGAUUGUUGCCCUUUUAUAGGAAAUACUUUGAUGGCUUGGAACAUGCAAUGCAUGGAAUAAUAUUUGCGGAAAUUGGCCAACAAUUUAAACACACAAAAGAAACACAUUUCACCCCCAUAGAUUGAUCAAUUAGAGAUCACUUUUAUGAAUGAUAUAUUGUGUGAUCUACUGUAUGAAUCUCUUACCAUAUGUAAUCAAAUUCUCAUCCGCACAUUGCACUCGGAUCGAUUUGAAAAAUGCAUGCAUUUCCUGCUGCUUUUCCGGAUCAUCGAGCACGAUGUCCUGGCCAAAAACCAGCAACAAAGAUACAAAACUAAACACAAAAAUAGCACGAAACAUUUUUUCGACUGCAAUCCAGUGUAACUCUGACUGGUCUGGGGGACAUACGAAACCCUUUUAUAUGAUCUUUCGAUACGUGAUCAAAAUCAUGUGAUAAAUGCUUUCCAAUUGAUGAGAGAUCAUUAGGAUAAAUUAAACUAAAUAGUUGUUGCACUUUAAUCGAACAAUAAAUACAUGCAUUAU